This is a messenger RNA of Melampsora larici-populina 98AG31, 732 nucleotides long. RefSeq lists its product as uncharacterized. The transcript is spliced from 2 exons. NCBI's taxonomy places the organism in Eukaryota, Fungi, Basidiomycota, Pucciniomycetes, Pucciniales, Melampsoraceae. The record is from RefSeq and is a predicted model, not a curated record. Gene Ontology annotation, molecular function: oxidoreductase activity. Bases 1 to 732 code for a protein of 243 amino acids.
AUGGUAGAGAUCAAAGAUAUUCGUGGGUUUGAAAAAGAAUUCCAAUUGAACGUUAAUGGGUUUGAGUAUGUUAAGGACCAAGUCAAAGGACUUGAGAGUUGUAAGACUGAUGAAGAGUAUGAAGCCUUACUUAAGCCAGCUGCUGAAAAGUUAGUAAAAGAAAUGACUCAAGCCGAAGCAGUUUUCGCUUUCAAUUAUCGAAUUCGGGAUAAACUUCCAGGUUGGGAAGGUGAAGGUGCACAUCGUACACCUGUACCUAGUGUACAUGCAGAUUUUUCGGCACCAGGUGCAGAAGAAGCUGUAGGUAGAGCGAUUCAAAGAAAUUCAGAUCAAGAAAAUGUGAAAAGGAUAGAAAGUCUUUCGAAAGAUCCUAACAAGAAAUUAGUCGUCAUUCAUCUUUGGAGACCACUUGGAGUAGUUAAACGAAACCCCAUUACGAUGUGUGAUUGGAAAACGGUUGACGUGAUUAAUGAUCAACAUGCAUGUAGACCAGGAGGCCCCGGAGGACAUGAAUGUAUGCAAUGGCACUUUAAUCCUAAAAACAAAUGGUAUUACCUUAGUGAACAAAAACCAGAUGAGGUGACUGUGUUUGUACAAUAUGAUAGUGAAGUUAAAGGUCAUAUGACUUUGCCUCAUGCAUCAUUUCAAGGUUCUAAUGAAAAAGAUUUACCUACUAGAAGAAGUAUGGAGAUCAGAGUGAUGGCUGUGGUACCCAAGAAUACGCAAAGGUAG